AUGAGUAUGACGCUAAAUUUAGUUGAAGCUAAUCUAAAUUUAGUUCAGCCUUGUCCCAGACUCCCUUCCUCUUCUCUCCCAACUUUCUUUGUUGCUACCUUCUCCCCCACCACCAGCGUUACUUCGUUUUCCACGACUCAACCAUCAACAGCGUCUCCCAUUCUACUUGAGAUUCUUGUUCACAAUCACCCUCGAGGAAUCACCUCUACCACUGUCCUUUUGUCUGCAAAUACUGCCCCCAAACCUGCGACGCCUUGGGCUCACCAGGUCACCCCUCGCAAUAGCUUCUCACCCAACAAGAUGCUCUCGGCACCCCCUCCCCCUCCGCGAGGACCGCGAGCUUCUGCCCCGCAUGCGCGUGGUAGAGGUCGAGGUGGCAUUCAGAAACGCAGAGCCGAUGGACCAGCACGAGUCGACAGAGAUGGAGACCUGAACAUGGAUGCUGCUGCUUCUGCCGGCCAAUCUAGAUCUGGCAGAGGUAGAAUGGAGCCCGGUCGUUCCGCACGUACCCCAACAGGACCUUCAACCAGAACACCCGGCGCUAGAUCAGCACAGUCGAACAGAACAUCUGGGGUUAGACUCGCGCAGUCGGGCAGACACGGUGCAGCUGGCAGAGGAGGUCGGGUAUCGAUAUCUGAGAGAUCCAUUGUCCGGGGUCUUGGAGCUCAACAGGGAAAUCUGUGUGAGUCGCGCCUCACCGUUCCGUCAAGCAGACUACAAAUCGGCGGAUUGAGCGAGAGUAAGGCUGCCAAAAACCCCGAUGGAGGACUCGCAUCCCUACUCGGAUUCCUGGAACGAAAAGCCAGCGUAUUUCGAGAUUCUGAUUCGAACGACGCCGCCGUCAAGAUCAAGAAGUCAUCGAUGGUCGGCAAUUCCGUCUUUAUCACCGCCAGCCCAGAUGAUAUCGAAGCCAUCAAGAAGUUGAACAAUUUCACAUUUGCUGGUGCGACUCUCUCGAUCAGAACUGUCGACCCAUCUGAGCAGAAGCCUGAGGAGCCAAAGACCGCAGAGGUUCGGGCACAAUUUGCAUCAGUUCUGGCCACCAGAUACGAUGCCUCUACAAAGUGCUUGAACUUGAGCGCCCUUGCUACCGACCCUCUCCUUCAACAGAUGGGUGCCUUCAGCGCCAAGGAUCCUCACAAGAUCUUCCCAGCCAUGAUGGUCGUUGCCGCCGAUAUGUUCAAGACCAAGGAGGAAAAGCGGGAAGCCAUUGUCAGUGUCACUCUUACGGACAACGGUCUUGCGGACACCAAGGAGGUCGUCUUCCUUGCCUACAAUUUCCCAGACAUCAAGAAUAUCGACCUUUCUCGCAACAGUCUCAGCACCAUGAAGUCAAUGGAUGCGUUCCUCGGGUUUCACGACUUGGAGAACCUUAUCCUCAACAACAACCCAAUCGAGCCACAACUGCCGAACCUUAAGGACGACUUCUUGCGCCGCUAUCUCAAGCUUCGGACUCUCAAUGGCGUUGAGGUCAGAACCGCAGAGGAGGUUGCCGCUGUUGUCGCUGUGGCGUCCAAGCUCCCUUUCCCAAAUGUGGGCCCUUCCUUCGAUGAUAGAGGGGACGUAGGCAAGAACUUUGUCACCCAGUUUCUCAACCUCUAUGACACCGAUCGCUCUACCCUACUCGCUCAAUACUACGAUUCGCAAUCCGUCUACUCUCUCUCCAUCAACAUGAGUGCUUACAGGGGCGAGAAACCGUCCGUUGCUGUUCAGCCAUGGGCUGCAUACACAAAGCACUCUCGCAACCUGGACAAGAUUAGCCACUUGAACACCAGAAUCAACCGUCAGUACACUGGCAUUCAAGCCAUUCAACCCAUCUGGGCCGGCCUUCCUGCGACUCGACACCCAAACCUUCACACUCACACCGACAAAUACCUGAUCGAAUGCGAGCCCGUAUCAAGCCUUCAAGACCCUACCGGCCAAUCUGUCGUAGGAGUCGAUGGUUUAAUGAUCACUAUGCACGGCGAAUUCGAGGAUAACACUAGUAAGAACGCCGAGCAGUCCCUGCGCAGCUUCUCUCGAACCUUCGUCUUGGGCCCUGGAGCUCCUGGUGGUCCACCAAUUAGAGUCAUCAGUGACAUGUUGGCUCUCAGAGGCUGGGCCCCUCUUCCAAUCCAUGCUCCCUCAGCAGCCGUCUCCGAAACCCCCCAACUGCUACAACCAGCCCUCGUCACCGCGGAGCAAACAGAGCUAGAGCAGAAGACCUACAUGGCCACGCAACUGACGGAGCAGACUGGCAUGACUAUGGAGUAUUCGGGAAUGUGCUUGGAGAACGCCGGAUGGAACCUCGAAACCGCCUACAACAUGUUCAUGGCAAACAAGGCCAACCUACCACAAGAAGCAUGGAUUGGAGGCAUCGCCCGCUAA
Molecule: messenger RNA, 2367 nt
Organism: Drepanopeziza brunnea f. sp. 'multigermtubi' MB_m1
Lineage: Eukaryota; Fungi; Ascomycota; Leotiomycetes; Helotiales; Drepanopezizaceae
Biological process (GO): poly(A)+ mRNA export from nucleus
Cellular component (GO): nucleus
Molecular function (GO): protein binding; RNA binding
Source: RefSeq, a predicted model, not a curated record